AUGGCACGAAAUUUAAGGAAUAGACGCGGUAGCGAUAUUGAAGAUACAAACAACGCAAAGAUCGAGUAUGAAACACAGAUUAAAGACGAAAAUGGCAUAAUCCAUACAACUUCUCGUUCUUUGAGGAAAAUAAACUACGCAGAAAUUGAGAAAGUGUUUGACUUUUUGGAAGAUGACCAAGUUAUGGACAACAAUCAAAGUGAGGUCAAAGAUGAGACACCCGUUGAGGUUACUAGUGACGAACAUCGUGACAACAACAAUAAUGGCCAUGAUGAAGAUGACGAUGAUGUUGUACUACCACACAAAUCCACUAGGAUAAAUGAGGAGUUUACUAAUGAAAGAAAUUUAAGAAAAAGAAAAGCGCAUGAUCCAGAGGAAGAUGAUGAAAGUUUUCAUGAGGAAGAUGUUGACGAUGAGGAGGAGGAAGAAGAGGCAGAUGAAUUUGAGGAUGAGUAUUUGGAUGAAGACUCGAAAGAUAAUAAUCGUCGGCGCAGAGCGGCCGAUAGGAAAUUUGUAGUGCCAGACCCUGAUGACGAUGAAGAAUACGAUGAGGAUGACGAAGAAGGAGAUAGAAUAAGUCACUCAGCUUCUUCCAAACGUUUGAAAAGAACAAGUUCUCGAAGAACAAGGUCCUCACGUCACCCAGAAACCCCACCACCGGUAAGAAGAGAAUUAAGAAGUAGGACAAGACAUUCGCGUACUUCAAAUGAAGAAAAUGAAGACGUGAAUGAAAAUAACAGAAAUGAAGCGUUAACUUUGGCUGAUGAAAUUAGGGAGUUACAGGAAGAUAGUCCUAUCAGGGAAAAAAGAUUUCUUCGCGAAAGAACUAAACCAGUAAAUUACAAAUUACCACCACCACUAACAGCUAGCAACGCAGAGGAAUUUAUGGAUAAGAAUAACAAUGCACUUUCUUUUCAUAACCCAUCACCUGCACGGCGUGGUCGCGGUGGCUGGAAUGCUAGUCAGAAUUCUGGUCCAACAAGAAGGCUGUUCCCCACAGGUGGGCCAUUUGGUGGUAAUGACGUAACUACAAUUUUUGGUAAGAACACAAACUUUUACAACCAAAUCCCAUCCGCAUUCAAUGAUAAUGGCAACAAUAAACUGAUAUUAGAUUCCGAUUCUUCUGAUGAUGAAAUAUUGCCUCUUGGCGUUACGCCAAAAAUAAAGAAAGUAAACGCUCAAAAAAAGAAAAAGAAAAAACCAGAGAUUGCAGAUCUCGAUCCAUUAGGUGUUGAUAUGAACGUGAAUUUUGACGAUAUAGGUGGUCUAGACAACUAUAUUGAUCAAUUGAAGGAAAUGGUGGCCUUACCGCUAUUAUACCCAGAAUUAUACCAAAAUUUCAAUAUCACACCCCCACGGGGUGUUCUUUUCCAUGGUCCGCCUGGUACGGGUAAAACACUUAUGGCAAGAGCGUUGGCAGCAAGUUGCUCUUCUAAUGAGCGGAAGAUCACAUUUUUUAUGCGUAAAGGUGCAGAUAUUUUAUCCAAGUGGGUCGGUGAAGCUGAAAGACAACUCCGUUUGUUAUUCGAAGAAGCCAAGAAGCAUCAACCCUCCAUCAUUUUUUUUGAUGAGAUCGACGGGUUAGCGCCCGUGAGAAGUUCCAAACAAGAACAGAUCCAUGCUAGUAUCGUGUCUACAUUGUUGGCAUUGAUGGAUGGUAUGGACAACAGAGGUCAAGUAAUUGUCAUUGGAGCCACAAAUCGACCUGAUGCAGUGGAUCCCGCUUUAAGGAGGCCGGGGCGAUUUGAUAGAGAAUUUUAUUUUCCGUUACCUGAUGUUAAAGCACGUUUUAAGAUUUUGCAAAUUCAGACCAAGAGAUGGAGUUCACCAUUGUCGAGCGACUUCAUCAAUAAAUUGGCUUUCUUGACUAAAGGUUAUGGUGGUGCAGAUCUGAGGUCUUUAUGCACCGAAGCUGCUCUGAUAAGUAUACAAAGGAGCUUUCCCCAAAUUUAUAGAUCAAAUGAUAAACUCCUAGUGGACCCUUCUAAGAUUAAAGUCAAAGUUAGCGAUUUCAUGUUAGCUUUAAAAAAAAUUGUUCCAUCAUCUGCGAGAUCUACUGGUAGUUCUCCUCAGCCAUUGCCUGAAUUAAUCAAACCAUUACUGUCGGAUCAAGUUAAUGAUCUGAAGGAUAAGCUGGACUAUAUGCUGAACAUGAAUGACACUGCUUUUCACAGAAAUACAUCAUUGCUACAAAAUUUCAUUGAUUAUGAGGAGAUCAGUGAAGAGGAAGAAGAGGAAGAGAAAUGUAAUAGGAACGAUGAUACAAACAGUUUUAAAUCAUACGAGUUUUUCCAAUCGAUGGCCGAAUCACAAAUUUGUAAGCCUCGGUUAUUGAUAAACGGACCCAAGGGAAAUGGUCAACAAUAUGUCGGAGCCGCAAUUUUAAAUUAUUUAGAAGAAUUCAAUGUCCAAAACCUGGACUUGGCUUCUUUAGUUUCGGAAAGUUCUAGGACUAUUGAAGCUGCCGUAGUACAAAGUUUUAUGGAGGCAAAGAAAAGGCAACCUUCAGUUAUAUUCAUUCCUAAUUUGGACAUUUGGAUUAAUACUAUUCCAGCAAACGUUAUUUUAGUCUUAUCAGGCUUAUUCAGGUCCUUACAAAGUAACGAAAGAAUUCUUCUAUUAUGUCUGGCUGAAGAUCUUGAUAUAUCUGAAGCUGGGAAUGGCAUUUUGUCGGAUUUCGCUUUUGAUAAAAAUACCUUUCAACUCCAUAAACCAUCGGAAAAUAAUAUAACAAAAUACUUUUCUAACUUAAUUGAACUAUUGAAAACAAAACCAAGCAAUAUUCCCAUGAAGAAGAGAAGAGUCAAACCCUUACCUGAGUUACAGAAAGUAAGUUUAAAUGCGACAUCAACAAAUUUUGAUGAAAAUGGUAAGCCAUUGUCUGAAAAAGAAGUACUAAGAAGGAAGUUGAAAUCGUUCCAACACCAGGAUAUGAGAUUAAAAAAUGUGUUAAAAAUCAAACUAUCGGGCUUAAUGGAUCUUUUCAAAAACAGGUACAAGAGGUUUAGAAAACCACCCAUCGAUGAUGCAUUUUUGGUCCAUCUUUUUGAACCAGAGACAAACAAUGAUCCUAAUUGGCAACCUGCUUAUACAAAAGAUGAGAACAUGAUUCUGGAGGUUUCAACAGGACGAAGAUUUUUUAACAUGGAUUUGGAUAUCGUCGAAGAGAGGCUUUGGAAUGGUUAUUAUUCAGAACCAAAGCAAUUUUUAAAAGACGUUGAGCUGAUAUACAGGGAUGCAAAUACCAUUGGAGACAGAGAACGUGUCAUUAAGGCAUCUGAGAUGUUUGCCAAUGCACAAAUGGGUAUUGAAGAAAUUUCGACCCCAGAUUUUAUCCAGGAAUGCAAAGCUACUCGCCAAAGAGAUUUGGAAAGACAAGAGCUCUUUUUAGAAGACGAAGAGAAAAGAACUGCAAUUGAGCUAGAAGCCCAACAACAGGAACAACAAAGUAUAUUACAAGAACCUGACUCAAAGGACAACCAGGUUAAUGAAUUUGGUGUGGGCGCUGGUAAUCAACUGCAAGCUCAACUGCAAACCGCUAUUGGUACCACACCUAUUGUUAAUAACAACGGAGUUCCUGAGCCAAUCGAUACCCACCUAUAUAAAAAGGAGAAGUUUACCACAGUACCUUCCGCAAUAGGUAAGGAAGAAUCACUCACUUCUGAGGAUGGUGGCGCUCACAAAGAAUGCUCAACAGAAUUGAUACAGCCUACUUACAUAUCGGAGGUAGUCACCAAUGAUGAUAAAAGGGCCGGAAAAGAAGGAAAGGAGAAAGGUGCGUCCUUACAAACGCACGUUACCAAAGAAAACUUCAGUGAAACGGAAACUAAUGUUAAUGAUGUAGAUCAAGUAACAGAAAUUUCAUUGGUUAACAAGCCGAGAACUGGAACAUUAAAUUCUAUCCAUGAAAAGGAAGAAGGAAGAGAACCAAGUGCAAUAUCAAAAGAGGCUGUAAACCCGGCACGAGAGAAGAAGAGCGAUAAGGAGAUUAUUUUAACCCCUGAACAAAUAAAAAAAAUAUCUACAUGCUUAAUUGAACGCUGUCAAAAUUUUACAGUCUCCCAAUUAGAAGAUGUUCAUUCAUCCGUUGCAAAAAUAAUAUGGAGAAGUAGAUCAAUAUGGGAUAAAACAGAGACUGUCAAUGAAAUAAUAAAAUAUUUAUCUGAAUAG
Molecule: messenger RNA, 4170 nt
Organism: Saccharomyces paradoxus
Lineage: Eukaryota; Fungi; Ascomycota; Saccharomycetes; Saccharomycetales; Saccharomycetaceae
Gene: YTA7
Product: chromatin segregase YTA7
Exons: 1
Coding region: 1-4170 (1389 amino acids)
Biological process (GO): positive regulation of transcription by RNA polymerase II
Cellular component (GO): nucleus
Molecular function (GO): ATP hydrolysis activity; histone binding; ATP binding
Source: RefSeq, a predicted model, not a curated record